UACGAUAAUGUGAAGUUACACAACGCAGGAGGAUUAUUGCGGCUUAUAAUUAAAAGGCUAAAACAUUUCAUUUUUUCAGAUAGUACGCAUCAUUGUAGCGCUUGAUCCGGACGUUAGAUGUAAUUUUCCAAAUACUGGAAUUAUAGACUGUGGAAUGAGGAAGGAAUUAUUAUGGAUUGUUAAUUACUUAGGAAGCGUCGGAUGAUACUCAAGUUAUUAUUAUACAUUUGUUUACCGUCACGCUUCUCGCUUGCAUAGAUCAUACAUACAAAGCUGCGUGUUGCAAAAUUUUCUCGGUAUUUUAAAUAAUUUUCAUUUUUCCCAAACUUAUAUCUCAAAUUUUCUCUAUCAAAAGCUCAUGAAAAAUAACUUUCCUAUGCGAGACACUAAUCGUUUUAUAUUGCGCCAUAUAAAAACUCAGAUCUGAGUAAAGAGUAUUCCUAAAUAUUUUUAGAAAAUAUUUUUCCAAAACACAUGCACUUAAUAAAAUUUGAACUCCAAAACAUAUGCGAUUAAUAAAAUUUACAUUCUGAAUUUGAUAUCUGAUUAACUUCUGAUUAUCCUGACUGUAAUUAUUGCUCAUGUGAUUUACUGAUUUUAAGAGGAUACAUCUUUGCCAGUUAAUUAUUAUCUCCCACUUUGUGAUCAGGAUUCGCAUAAAUUCUCGAUGAAUCUACGCGGCCGCGCACUUAGUAAUCUUAGAUGGGCGAGUAAACAUUUUCGGCUAAAUUCGAAUCGAAUACGUAUGCAAAGUGAAAAAUGGCAAAAGAACUGAUUCUUAUCUGUGCCUUUCUGAUUGCCACGCAGCUCGUCAUCGUUUCUAGUGAAGAAGAUAUAGAUUGGACUACUGUUCAUGAUGAGUUGAGGAAAUUAGUUGGAAAUCUACGAAAGAAGUGUACCGCUGAAACUGGCGCAACAGUCGAUAUGUUAGAGGCGGUGGAAUUAGGAGAAUUUCCAAAUGACAAUACAGUCCUAGCAUGUUAUUUUAAAUGCGUGUUGGAAAAAGCAGGAGUGAUGAAAAAAGACGGGAAGAUAAACUUUAAACUCCUGUCCAAGAUGUUCCCGCAAGCGUACAGACACAUUGGAGACGCAAUGCUUGACGAAUGUCGCAAUAUAGGAGGUAACGACAAAUGCGAAAAAGCCUUUAACUUCAACAAAUGCAUGUACUAUGCAAAUCCUGUGGUACGUAUAUAUACAUAUACAAUAUAGAAGUUUAAUAAUGAAUUUGAAAAUUUAAUAAUGAAGCAUGUUAUAUCUUUCUAGGCGUACUUCGUUAUCUAAAUAUAUAGUUCGUAAAUGUAUAUGUAAGUACGAAAGUAAAAUUCAAAAGUAUUGCUUGUAAAAUUUAAAAAAAUAAUAUUCUUAACUAUCAUCCAAGUUCCAUUCCUCGUUUUGAAUUUGCAAAAUAAAAUAAAAUGCUUCCUUAAAA
Molecule: messenger RNA, 1429 nt
Organism: Pogonomyrmex barbatus (red harvester ant)
Lineage: Eukaryota; Metazoa; Arthropoda; Insecta; Hymenoptera; Formicidae
Gene: Obp11
Product: odorant binding protein 11
Molecular function (GO): odorant binding
Source: RefSeq, a predicted model, not a curated record